Rhinopithecus roxellana (golden snub-nosed monkey) is the source of this 3900-nucleotide messenger RNA. It is a transcript of the gene GLIS2, whose product is annotated as GLIS family zinc finger 2. Gene Ontology annotation, biological process: regulation of transcription by RNA polymerase II; smoothened signaling pathway. Bases 317 to 1891 code for a protein of 524 amino acids. Lineage: Eukaryota; Metazoa; Chordata; Mammalia; Primates; Cercopithecidae. The record is from RefSeq and is a predicted model, not a curated record. The transcript is spliced from 7 exons. Gene Ontology annotation, cellular component: nucleus. Gene Ontology annotation, molecular function: RNA polymerase II cis-regulatory region sequence-specific DNA binding; DNA-binding transcription factor activity, RNA polymerase II-specific.
UCCCUCCUCCCGCCCGCCCGCCCUCCCUCUAAGACAUCCCCGCACGGCCGGGCCGCCGCAGCCACCUUCCCUGCCCGAGCUGCAGAUGUGGCGGAGCGGCCGGGCGCCGGGCGGCCGUGCCAGGGGAGCCUGCGCCCCGUGAGCCUCGCGCCCCGGCCCCCGCCCGCCCCGGCCCCUCCCCUGCUCGGCUCCUCGCGCCCCUCGACCGCCGGAGCCCGCAGCCCGGAGCCCAACCGCCCCCGCCGCCGAGGCUCCUGCGUGAAGACCAGCUGGGAGCCCACUGCCUGUUGCCACCUCCAACUCCAGCCCCCUCACCAUGCACUCCCUGGACGAGCCGCUCGACCUGAAGCUGAGUAUCACCAAGCUCCGGGCGGCGAGAGAGAAGCGGGAGAGGACUCUGGGUGUGGUCCGGCCCCGUGCUCUGCACAGGGAGCUGGGCCUGGUGGACGACAGCCCCACACCUGGUUCUCCGGGGUCCCCGCCCUCAGGCUUCCUGCUGAACUCCAAGUUCCCUGAGAAGGUGGAGGGACGCUUUUCAGCAGCCCCUCUCGUGGACCUCAGCUUGUCACCACCAUCUGGGCUGGACUCCCCCAAUGGCAGCAGCUCGCUGUCCCCUGAGCGUCAGGGCAACGGGGACCUGCCUCCAGUGCCCAGUGCCUCGGACUUCCAGCCACUGCGCUAUUUGGAUGGUGUCCCCAGCUCCUUCCAGUUCUUCCUGCCCCUGGGCUCUGGGGGGCCCCUGCACCUGCCUGCCUCCUCCUUCCUUACCCCUCCCAAGGACAAGUGCCUCUCGCCAGACCUGCCCCUGCCCAAGCAGCUGGUGUGUCGCUGGGCCAAGUGUAACCAGCUCUUUGAGCUCCUGCAAGACCUGGUGGACCAUGUCAACGACUACCAUGUCAAGCCCGAGAAGGACGCGGGGUACUGCUGCCACUGGGAGGGCUGUGCCCGCCAUGGCCGAGGCUUCAACGCCAGGUACAAGAUGCUCAUCCACAUCCGCACACACACCAACGAGAAACCGCACCGCUGCCCGACCUGUAGCAAGAGCUUCUCCCGCCUGGAGAACCUGAAGAUCCACAACCGGUCGCACACAGGUGAGAAGCCCUACGUCUGCCCCUACGAGGGCUGCAACAAGCGCUAUUCCAACUCCAGUGACCGCUUUAAGCACACACGCACCCACUACGUGGACAAGCCCUACUACUGCAAGAUGCCCGGCUGCCACAAGCGCUACACGGACCCCAGCUCACUGCGCAAGCACAUCAAGGCCCACGGCCACUUCGUGUCCCACGAGCAGCAAGAGCUCCUGCAGCUGCGCCCACCCCCCAAGCCACCACUGCCCGCCCCCGACGGCGGCCCCUAUGUCAGUGGGGCCCAGAUCAUCAUCCCCAACCCAGCUGCCCUCUUUGGAGGCCCUGGUCUUCCCGGCCUGCCCCUACCCCUGGCCCCCGGCCCCCUCGACCUCAGUGCCCUGGCCUGUGGCAACGCUGGGGGCAGUGGGGGUGGGGGGGGCAUGGGCCCUGGGCUGCCAGGCCCCGUCCUGCCUCUCAAUCUGGCCAAGAACCCGCUGCUGCCCUCGCCCUUUGGGGCUGGCGGACUGGGCUUGCCUGUGGUCUCCCUCCUCGCUGGCGCCGCUGGUGGCAAGGCCGAGGGGGAGAAGGGGCGUGGGUCGGUGCCCACCAGGGCCCUGGGCAUGGAGGGCCGCAAGACGCCCCUCGAAAGGACGGAGAGCAGCUGCUCCCGGCCAAGCCCCGAUGGACUCCCCCUGCUGCCAGGCACUGUGCUGGACCUGUCCACGGGCGUCAACUCGGCCGCCAGCAGCCCAGAGGCGCUGGCCCCUGGCUGGGUGGUCAUCCCGCCGGGCUCGGUGCUGCUCAAACCGGCUGUGGUGAACUGAGCCCACCCUGCAGACAGCUGUGGUGGCCCCGCCGGCAGCUCCGGCACUGCCCCCGACGAACGGAAACUCUUCUGUGAAAUAGCAAUAAUGUCCUACUGCCCGGACAGCCCCAGCCCAGCCCACCGGGGAGCAAGGAUGGUGCUAGGUCAUUUAUGGCUGGCCUCCCAGCCCCCAGGUGGGGACCUGGCCUGUCAUGCAGGGAGAGCUGUGCUCCUGGGUGCUGAAGCCUCGCUCCUCUCUGUUCCCCACCACCCGGCCCUCAGCUUCUACGGGGCUUUCCCCUGCCCAACCUCCUCCUCUUUCCCUCUCCCACCCUGGCACCUCCCUCACCUAGUAACCACCCAGGGCAAGUCGCCCUCUCCCAGCAAAGGGGGCGGGUGGGGUGGUAUCUGCCCUCCCUGCUGGCACCAGGCUCUCCCUUCCUGAGGGGAGCCCCCAGGGAGGCCUGCCCUUCCCUCCUAGGCUCACCCAGCCCCUGCCUUGGGGGCUCCUUAGACCCCUUUCCCUCUGACCCUGCCUCCAGAGGGAAAGCAAGACAGAUGCAGGCCCCUGCAAAGCCCCAGGCAGAAGCACGCCCACCAGGACAAGGCGCCUCCCACUAGUUAGAAGGGAGACCCGCUCUGUAGCUGCCCUCCUCACCCUAGGCCAGGCCCACAGCACCAGACGGGAUAGCUGGUCACUCCACCCCUGCACCCCGGGGCCUCUUCCUCUACCUUUUGGGGCACCCUGGGAGCGUGGGAAGCAGGUCUGAGGGCCCCUGAGCUGUCAAGGGGAGGUGCCAGGCCAGCUGUGGUGCCAGGACACUGAAUGGCUCAGGGAGCAUGUGGGGCCAGGCCCAGCACCCGGUCUUCCUCCUUCCACCCCCGCUGGGCCUGGCCUGGGCAGCGCCCCCUACAGAGGCCUUCGGGUCCUUGGUUCUGUACCAGGAAGGAGAGGCUAGCUGGGGACGACUGACCACAGGCUGGGACACAGCUCCUGGUCUGGGGACUCCAAGUGACAGCAUGCAGGGGAGGGGGCUCCCAGUCAGCACUGUGUCGGGAGCUUUCUGGAGGCUGUGGACUGAAGGCCUGAGGGAAGCAGUGGCUGGAGGAGGGCACCAACCCGUAACACAUUGCUUCCUCUGGCUUUUCCCUGCUGGGCUGCUUUCUCAGAGGCACUUCCCCACCCCUAACACCCAGCGGGGCCCCCCCUCUUCCGGUUCUGUGCCACUCAGAGGGACCCUGACGGAGGCCAGAACCACUUAAGGGUGUUGGAGGGCCUUGCGCCCCCCCAUCUGGGGCCUUUCCCCGCUCCCUCUCCCGCCUGGCAGCUGGGAGUUCUCGUUUCUAGGCCUGCCCUAUCACCAGGCCUCAGAGUGGCCAGGCCCUUCCAUCUCCCCAUCUGUAGAACGAGGCAACUGCCCGGACAGCCUUGGGGUCCUUAGUGACCCUGCAGUUCCUCUGGCAGCUCUGCUGACCCCACCCUCUCCUGGACUGCCCUUCUGUCCCAGAGGGGUCACCCUGACUCGGCCCACCUUGCCACUGGGCUUCGGACUCCAGCCCUGACAGGGCCCAGCCACACUGGCUCUGCCCCUCGAAGGGGCUAUGGGCAAGGUAGGAGGGAGCUGGUCUCCUUUCGUUGGGCCCCACCCAGGCCCUGAGCACCCCCACCCCUGUGAGGGCCCCAGGCCUUAAGUCCCUGGUGGGGUCAUGGGUUUUCGACUUGAGCAGAGCGGAGGAACAGGGCACUGGAAGGCUGACAAGCUCAGCAUGCGACUCCGUGACGGACCAGGCUCCGCAGGGCUGGUGUACUUUUUGUGGUUGUCAUUGGUUUGUUGUUGCACAUUCCAGGAUGUCAGUAUUUUAACAGGUUCUAAGUGCCUUUCUAUUGUAGCUUAUGUUUUUCCUCCUCUUGGCUCCAUUGCUGUUAGCAUAGAGUUUUAAAAAAAGAGAUAAGCUAAUGACUAUAACAAUAUAUUCCUCCAUGGGAGAGGAGGUUUAUAAAGAAACAAUAAAAGUGAGUUGCAAAGA